Oryctolagus cuniculus (rabbit) is the source of this 1359-nucleotide messenger RNA. NCBI's taxonomy places the organism in Eukaryota, Metazoa, Chordata, Mammalia, Lagomorpha, Leporidae. The record is from RefSeq and is a predicted model, not a curated record.
AACCAGGCCGGCCAGUGAGGCGGAACUGUGGGCGGGGCGCGGGGCAGAGCGCGAAACAUGGCGGGGCAGGGAUCUUGCGUCGGCGGCGUCGGCGACUGCUACCAGGAGAACGAAGACAGCGUGUUCAAAGCGGCCGUGGAGGUGUUCCAGAAGCUUAAGGACCUCAAAUGCUCCUUUCUGGAGGGCCUGUACAUCACAGAACCAAAGACGAUUCAGGAACUGCUGUGCAACCCCUCCAAGUACCGCUUGGAGAUUCUGGAAUGGAUGUGCAUACGAGCCUGCCCCUCCUUGCAGGAAAAGUUCAGCUCACUGAAGGCGGCCCCGCCGGAGCUGAAGAUCCGAGAGAUGGUGAAGCUAGGCCAUGAGCUCAUGCUGUGUGCGCCAGACGACCAGGAGCUCCUGAAGGGCUGCGCCUGCCCCUGGAAGCAGCUGCACUUCAUGGACCGGCUGCUCGACGUGAUCCGCAGUCUGAGCGUCGGAGGCUCCACCUGCUCCAGCCUGCAGGAGCACUUGGAGGACACCAGGGAGAAGAACGAGGAGCUGCUGCAGGAGGUCUUCUCCAGCUCCCACCUGCAGGCGCUGCUGAGUCCCCGGAGGGACCCGUGGCCCCUGGACGUGCAGCCCGUCCUUGAGGAGCAGAGCGAGCAGCGGCAGAGUGCCAGCCCCUCGCCCCGGUCAGAGGAGGAGAAGGUGGCGGAGCUGGCCAAGCAGCUGCGGGAGAGUACUGCCAAGCUGCAGACACUCAGGGCAGAGGGCUCGCUGCAGUCCCCGCUGGCCCCGUUGGCUUUACGGUGCGCUUCUCAGCAGAAGCCAGGGGCCGCCGCCAGUGGGACCGACAUGAGCACCCUGGAGCAAAAGCUGCGCCUGGUCACCUCUGACUUCCACCAGCUCGUGCUGGCCUUCCUCCAAGUCUACGAUAACGAGCUGAGUGAGUGCUGCCAGCGCCGACGCCCUGACCUGCACCUGUGCGGCCCCACGGUCCAGUCUGUGUCGCAGACUCUGACUUCCUGUAGCCAACUGUUGAAAGCGGUUGUAGAGAUCACGGACACGGCUGCGAAAGCCACGGAGAUGGCCAAGAAGCAGCAGGGCGAGCCCAUCUGUUGGGGCAGCAGCAGCUCCGUGAAGAGUCUAGCCGCUAAAAUGGAGGAACUUACACAGACAUACACGGUCUCCAGUGACAGCCUGCGCCAGGGCUCGGGCUAGUACAGAAGGCGAUGGCCACGGGCAGGCGCCGCGGAGCCUUCGCAGCAGAAGCAGCUGCGGCCCCGACGUUGUCCGGGUCGCCCUGCUUUGCCUGCAGCCUCUGGCCUUGUGGGAGGGCUCUUGAAGAGAAAGGAAACCUCAGGAUCUGAAAAGCUG